Panthera uncia (snow leopard) is the source of this 837-nucleotide messenger RNA. RefSeq names its product chromosome A2 C3orf14 homolog (gene CEP15). NCBI's taxonomy places the organism in Eukaryota, Metazoa, Chordata, Mammalia, Carnivora, Felidae. The record is from RefSeq and is a predicted model, not a curated record. The transcript is spliced from 5 exons. Bases 140 to 541 code for a protein of 133 amino acids.
GUUGCGCGUGCGCAAUCAUGGCGGCGUGACCACGCCCAGGCCUGUGCUGGGACCCAGCGUCCGCACUGUAGCGGACGCCUUUACGGAAAAGGUCUAAGCGCGGCUAAGACAGUCACCUUUGGCUUUUGCACCCAACCAGAUGAUUUGCCUUCAGGCUCCCAGCCUUCAAAGUACUGCACUUGAUCGUUUAUCAGUAUUGAUCCAGGCUCUUCAGUCAAGAGUAUCACAAAGAUUAAUGUUACUUCAACAAAUGGAGAAUAAAUUUCUAGAUGAAAACAAGGAAAAGGCAUCUCAGAUACAAGCAGCUCAAACUGCUCUUAAAAGGAACCUUAGUCUUUUAAAGGAUAUAGAAGCAGCAGAAAAGUCUCUACAGACCCGGAGUCACCCAAUUCCAUCACCAGAGGUGGUUUCUCUUGAGACUCUUUACUGGGCAUCAGUAGAAGAAUAUAUUCCCAAGUGGGAACAGUUUCUUUUAGGAAGAGCACCAUAUCCGAUCGGUGUUGAAAAUGAAAAUGAAGCAGAAAAAUACCACUCAAAAUGAGGCGCAGUGAUAACUUCUUCACAUGCUCUUUCAAAACAACCUGUUUAGUACAGCUGAAUAUUAAAGAAUAUGCAGAUCAUUUCAGGAACUUUAGGAAUCGAGUACGUUCCCAGUGUCCCAUUACCUUCUCAAUGACGGUCAGGAUCUGACAAUCUGCUGACGAGUCUCAGGUUGUCACUUUGAGACCUACUAGUAGUUCCAGGUCAAGAAUUUGCCUUCUGCCAAAUCCAUGGAAGUGUUAGUGUUAAAAGCUUAUACUGAAAGGUGGACUGUUUAUUAAACAAGUCGCUAAACAA